Dreissena polymorpha is the source of this 1972-nucleotide messenger RNA. RefSeq lists its product as uncharacterized. Lineage: Eukaryota; Metazoa; Mollusca; Bivalvia; Myida; Dreissenidae. Bases 486 to 1148 code for a protein of 220 amino acids. The transcript has 2 exons. The record is from RefSeq and is a predicted model, not a curated record.
AUAAAAAAGCCAGUGGUAUUUUAUGAAUAUCUACGAUUCUAUUUAAUGCGAUGCCAUUCAUUUGGAUUUUUUCAUGUUAUCAUAUUAUUAUUAUGAUCCGAAUAGUUGCAAUUGAUAAAAGAUAUCAAACGGCGACUUCUCAUUCAUUCCCGCGCUUGUCAACUAGAUUCUAAUAGAUCAAAGUCAACGAAGGAUUGAUCGCUGGCAAUUGGAGUCCUACAAACGCUUAUUAAAAAGGUAGAAUAAAUUAGGUCGAGUACAUCUCAAUUGCCGAGCAACGCUAUCCGUUCGCGGAAGAAUUUAUGAUAAAGGGUGACAAUUCCAGCUCAAGCGGAAUAAUCGAGAAGUUUAGACAACGGCGUUUCUUGUGAGCGGAGAUUUAAAUUUAUUGUUUCAAUAUUUGUUGCAGUCACUUGGGAGAAAAUUGCCAUUGAUUGGACUCUGAUGAGAGAAAUCCCUUAAAGGCCAUAGUCUUGCAAUCCAAGAUGCGACCUCCACAAGCAGAUUCGCCCAGACAGAAACGCCGCCACAUCCGGUCUGAGUCCCUCCGUCAGCGCUGCAGCGACCGAAACACCGACGAGAUCAUCCGAUUCGUCCGUGAUAUCCAGUUCGAACGACAGCCAACGGCCCUCCGUCUACAGAAGAAAACCCCACUUCCCGGAAUCGGUCAGCCGGCGCCGCCGAAAGCCGGAACAAGCGACUCCGGUUUUAUCGAUCGCGCCACGGACUCUAAUGACAGCGAUGAUGACGUGAUUGACAACGAGAUCUACAAGUGUAUGGCUCAGCGGAAGUGUGACCCAGUUGACGCUCAUUUCAUUGAUAUGUUAACGUGCCCAAGAAACAAUGUAAAAUCUAGGGACUACCAAAUCCUCUCCAAGUCUUUGCAACAUGGUCAAGGCAAUUCAGAUAUUUAUAACAAUAACGCGCGAAUGCCGCCUCGCCAAAAUAGCUUCGUCCGCCAUGGUGUUGCUGGGAACCGCGCAACUGGAAAUACGGGUAACCAAAGACUUAUUUCUAAACAACUUCCGCCAUUGUCACGUGAUCUUUUACCGGACCGCCCAUCCGCCCCUUCUCCGAGUCGCACACCGAAUCUUUCCGACUGUGGCUUUAUUGAAGAGGAGCCUGUGGACUUUAUUGACCAAUCGUGAACGUGUCCCGGAUAUGCAGUGAUCCGAACAUUUUCUUGCUUUCCGCCAUAGACGUACAUUCUCAGGGUCUUUAUUUGUGAUGUUUUAAUGAACGGAUUAUAUUCGCCAUAUUUAGAGUAUUAUUAGUAAUUCUAAAUCUAUUAGCAUGCCAAUCAAAAAUACGCACAUCUGCUCCCAUGAGGUAUUUGUGCAAAUGGAGAGUCAAUAUAUCAUGGAAUUAUUUAAUAUGAUGGCAUUUUUUUUAUUUUGUGUAAUCCUAAAUAAAGCUGUCGUAAAAUACGAGGCUUUAUUAGAACUUAACACACAUUUUGUUUUGAAUCGUAUUAUACUAAUCAUAAUAACACAACCUGAAAGUAUGAUUUGCAGAUGAUAAAGGUUGGCAUAAAUUGAUCACUAUUCAUCUUGCUACAACUGUUCGUGUGAAUGGGAGUUAUGCAACUAAUAUAGACGAUUGUUUACUGGUGAUAAUUUUAAUGAGGACGAUGAAGAUGACGAUAAUGACGAUGACAAGAUGGUUGCUGCCACAAUGAUAACGUUUUCUUUUUAAAAUGAUUCUAUGGAAAUUGCCUUAAAAUCUAACAAAAAAAUCAUAAAAGUACAUUUUUAAACCUAUCGAUAAUGCUCUUCACAAAUAGCAUUCCCAAUUAUGUCAUUUACCCAAUUGUAAACACAUUAAACUUAUUAUUAUCCCAGUUUUGCAAGUAUUGUUAUCUCUCUAAUAAUCUAUACUACAACCAUAUUGAAUAAAUAUGAGCCUUUUUAAUGUACAAAAUUAUACAUAUUAUGUCACUUAAAUGCCAAAAUAACUUGUGAAACCCUUACAA